Periophthalmus magnuspinnatus is the source of this 1212-nucleotide messenger RNA. It is a transcript of the gene tmem178a, whose product is annotated as transmembrane protein 178a. Lineage: Eukaryota; Metazoa; Chordata; Actinopteri; Gobiiformes; Gobiidae. The record is from RefSeq and is a predicted model, not a curated record. Gene Ontology annotation, cellular component: endoplasmic reticulum membrane. Bases 76 to 1008 code for a protein of 310 amino acids. Gene Ontology annotation, biological process: negative regulation of osteoclast differentiation; regulation of cytosolic calcium ion concentration. The transcript is spliced from 4 exons.
CCGCGCGCACACUCUCAGAGCGGCGCGAGGAGCGGCGGAUGGAGACGGACCGGGACCCGGACCAGGACCGGGACCAUGGCGCGGGACGGAACCAGCAGCGCGUGCACGAGGGAGCGCGCGCGGCCGCUGACAGUGACGGUAACGGCCGCGAGCCUGGGUUUGAGCGCGCUCUCGUUCCUGCUCCUCGUGCUCGCCAUCAGCACCGACCACUGGCACGAGACGGACACGCGCGCGCACAAGCGCAACUGUGACCGCGCGGGCGCGGACUCCACGGACCAGAAGAACCGGGACGAGCCCAUCUUCCACCUGCCGCUCGUGGACGGCGGCCCGCGCGGCUCCGUGCUCAGGCCCGUGCACGUGGGCAGCCGCGAGGACGAGCUCCUGGAGAACUGGCGCGCGAUCCUCGGGAUGGGCAUCCUGGAGACGGAGUGCGGCCGCCCGCUCUUCUCCACGCACGCGGGGCUGUGGCGCAAGUGCUACUUCAUGGGAAAAGACCCGGAUAUAGACAAGCUGAUCCUGAAAGGAAUAGCUGAAAGGUGCACUCCGGUUAAGUACCACUUUUCCCAACCAAUCCGCCUCCGGAACAUUCCCCUGAACCUCACCCGGACAAUCCAACAGGACGAGUGGCACCUGCUACACCUGCGGCGCAUGACGGCGGGCUUCCUGGGCAUGGCGGCGGCGGUGUUGUUGUGCGGCGCUGUGGUGGCGAGUGUGGGAUUCUUCUGGGAGGAGAGUCUGACUCAGCACGUGUCCGGACUCCUCUUCCUCAUGGCAGGCCUGUUCUGCUCCAUUUCUCUGGUGACCUACACGGCGUCCGUGACCUAUGACCUCUCACGCACGCCGCCAUUUAUCUACGGGCUGCCGUCAGACGUGGAGCAGGGCUUCGGGUGGUCGCUGUUCUGCGCCGGACUCAGCCUGACCCUGACCGUCGCCGCGGGAGCCGUCGCCAUGGUGACGCCUUGUCUGCGCCGCCGCGGCAACAAGGCCCAGCGCCAAGACUCUGUUUGAACCCACCAAUCAGAGCCCAGGACUCCGCCCGGCAUUUACGCUGGACUAUACAGGGUCUCACUUCAGCAGGGUUUAGGUUCAAGGAUCGUAACCGGUUUUACAGGGGUCUGAGCAGGUCCAGAGGAGAAUCGUAACCGGUUUGGAGGAGGGUCUGAACAGUAUUAAGCUCAUCCAAUCAACACUUUUGCGUUUUGCUGUGAGCCU